AUGACAUCGAUCGUCGGGUCGCUACAGGCUUCGCUGCCUAAGCCCAAAUACACGGGCGAGGAGGAGGAAGCUCCCGCGCGAGCGCAACAACGCGGUGUUCGAAUUGUUGGCCCCGGACAGCUUGACGAAACGCAGGUCGUUCUCAAACGAUCUGGCCCCCCAGCAUAUGGCCAGCGCGCAGGAUGGCGACCACGAUCGCAGGAGGACUUUGGAGAUGGAGGCGCUUUCCCCGAGAUUCCGAUUGCUCAGUAUCCGCUAGAGAUGGGAAAGAAGGGCGCCAACUCUAGCAACGCGUUGGCGGUUCAGGUUGAUUCUGAAGGCAAGGUCAAAUACGAUGCCAUCGCGCGACAAGGCCACACCGAGAACCGAAUUAUCCACACAUCGUUCAAAGAUCUUAUCCCACUUCGACAACGCGCCGAUGCGGGCGAGAUCGAUCUUGCGCGACCCGAUAAGGAAUCUGUUGAGGCAACAACAGAGAGGACGAAGAACGCACUGGCCGCCUUGGUCAGUGGUGCGGUAGCAGCCCAGAAACCGAAGAACGUCAAUAUUGGACAGCGCAAAGACCCUACUUUCGUUCGAUACACACCAGCAAACCAGAUGGGAGAUAACUCAAAGAAGCAAGACCGUAUCAUGAAGAUUGUCGAGCGACAACGUGACCCCAUGGAACCCCCGAAAUUUAAGCACAAGAAGAUCCCCCGAGGACCCCCUUCGCCGCCUCCGCCAGUCAUGCACUCACCACCCCGAAAACUCACAGCUGAAGACCAAGAGAACUGGAGGAUUCCUCCCCCAGUCUCGAACUGGAAGAACCCCAAGGGUUUUACAGUGCCGUUGGACAAGCGUUUGGCUGCAGAUGGACGUGGUAUGCAGGAUGUGGCCAUUAGUGAUAAGCAUGCUCAGUUCGCUGAAGCUGUAAAGAUGGCUGAGCGUCAUGCUCGUGAAGAGGUUCAACAACGUGCUAUGAUGCAGCAACGUCUAGCGGAGAAGGAGAAGGCAGAUAAAGAGGAGACCCUUCGACAGUUGGCUCAGAAAGCUCGUGCAGAGCGAUCAGCUGGUGGUCGUGGGCGCAGAGAUUCUCGUGGUUCUCAGGAUUCAAGGGAUUCACGAGACUCCAGAUCACGAUCGCGAUCACGAAGUUACAGUUAUUCCGAGUCAGACCGCUCCGAUAGUGAAGACGAGGGAGUCAAAGAGCGUAUGAAGGCUCGUCAGGAGAAGCAAAGAGAGGAGGAGCGAAAGCUGCGACAGAACCGUAUGGGUGCUGAGCGACGAGCUCAGGUUAUGGCCCGUGAACAAGGCCGAGACAUUUCGGAAAAGAUUGCUCUGGGCGUAGCUAAGCCUACACAAUCAAAGGAGACGAUGUACGACUCGCGAUUAUUCAACCAAACGAGUGGAUUCGACAGCGGCAUCAACGAGGACAACCCCUACGACAAGCCUCUCUUCGCAGCACAAGAUGCAGUGAACAGCAUCUACCGACCGAAGAUUGACGCGGAUGAUGACGAUGAAGAGACGGGUGACCGGGAGAUGGCCAAGAUCCAGAAGAGCAGUCGAUUCGGCUCGGCUCUUGGCAAGGGAACUUUCAAGGGUGCCGCCGAAGUAGAGGCACGCGAAGGUCCCGUUCAGUUCGAGAAGGCCGUUGAAGAUCCUUUUAAUGUUGACAAGUUCUUGUCAGAGGUAGACCAGGGCUCAUCUAAGCGCGGUUAUGGCUUGCAGGAAGAAGACAGCAGACAGUCCAAACGACCACGAGUUGACCCCGACGAUGAUGAGUAA
Fusarium coffeatum is the source of this 1764-nucleotide messenger RNA. RefSeq lists its product as uncharacterized. NCBI's taxonomy places the organism in Eukaryota, Fungi, Ascomycota, Sordariomycetes, Hypocreales, Nectriaceae. Bases 1 to 1764 code for a protein of 587 amino acids. The transcript is spliced from 2 exons. The record is from RefSeq and is a predicted model, not a curated record. Gene Ontology annotation, biological process: mRNA splicing, via spliceosome. Gene Ontology annotation, cellular component: spliceosomal complex.